AUGUCAUUGUCUACAUCAGUUGCUAGUUGUACUCCUCAAUUCGAACAAGAUGAUAACAAACCACUUUGGAACUAUGUCACACAAUUAGAAAAAAUUGGUGGUGGAGGAGGAAAUUUUUUAUUCAAAUGCCACUUUUGUAAUAACGAAUUCAAGGGGUCUUAUACAAGAGUUAAAGCCCACUUGUUGCAGAACACUGGUAUGGGUAUUCGUAUAUGUCCAAAAGUCACAUAUCAGAAUAUUGCAGAAAUGCAAAAAGCAAUUGAAGAAGCCGAAUUGAGAAUUAAAAAUUCUAAACCAAAAAAAGUUCCUUUGCCGCCGUCUAGUGCAUCAUUGGGUGGUACUACUAGUCUCACUCAGGAGGCUUAUGUACCAAAGAAAAGAAAGGCAAGUGGGGGUGCCAUUGGGAAGGCAUUUAAUAAUGAGGCUCGGGAACAAUUGCACUCAGAGAUUGCUAGGAUGUUUUAUUCCGCAGGAUUGCCGUUUCAUCUAGCAAGAAACCCGUAUUAUGUGAGUUCAUACAACUAUGCUGCAAAUAAUCCUCUGUCAGGUUAUUUGCCUCCGGGUUAUAAUCUAUUGAGAACCACUCUACUUCAAAAAGAAAAGGCAAAUAUUGAUAGAUUAUUGCAACCAAUUAGGAGUACAUGGAAGGCAAAGGGUGUUAGCAUUGCAAGUGAUGGUUGGAGUGAUCCACAAAGGCGGCCUUUAAUUAAUUUUAUGGCUAUGACAGAAGGAGGUCCCAUGUUUUUGAAAGCUGUUGAUUGUUCCGGUGGAAUUAAAGACAAGUUUUUCAUUUCCAAUUUGUUGAAGGAAGUCAUAAAUGAGGUUGGCCCCCAAAAUGUGAUCCAAGUAAUUACAGACAAUGCCCCAAAUUGCAAGGCUGCUGGACAACUAAUUGAAGGGCAAUUCCCUCACAUUGUUUGGAUACCUUGUGUGGUCCAUACUCUUAAUCUUGCCCUCAAAAAUAUUUGUGCUGCAAAAAAUGUGGAAAAGAAUGAAAUUGCAUAUGCAGAGUGUGGUUGGAUUCUUGAUUAUGCUGAUGAGGUUACAAUAAUAAAGAAUUUCAUCAUGAACCAUUCAAUGAGAUUAGCUAUUUUCAAUGAGUUUGUCAGCUUGAAGUUGCUUUCAGUUGCAGAGACACGCUUUGCUUCUGUUAUUGUGAUGAUGAAAAGAUUUAAACUUAUAAAAGGUGGUCUCCAAGCAAUGGUCAUAAGUGACAAGUGGACUUGCUAUAAGGAGGAUGAUGUAGGAAAGGCCGAUUAUGUGAGAGAGAAGCUGUUGGAUGAACAAUGGUGGGGAAAGAUUGAUUAUAUCCUUUCCUUUACUUCACCUAUUUAUGACAUGCUAAGGGCUUGUGAUACCGAUAAGCCUUGUCUUCACUUAGUUUAUGAUAUGUGGGAUACAAUGAUUGAAAAAGUGAAGAUGGCAAUAUAUAGGUAUGAAAGAAAGCGACAAAGUGAAAGUUCUUCCUUUUAUGAAGUGGUGCAUGGGAUACUUGUAGCUCGUUGGAACAAGAACAAUACUCCGCUUCAUUGCUUGGCACAUUCACUAAAUCCAAGGUACUAUAGUGAUGUGUGGCUUAGUGAAGACCAAAGUCGAGUUCCACCACACAAGGAUUUAGAGGUCUCAAGAGAGAGAACAAGGUGCCUUAAAAAAUACUUUAGUGACCCACAAGAGCGUUCAAAAGUCCAAUUGGAGUAUGCUAAUUUUUCAUCAAACUCGGGGGAAUUUGGGGAGAGUGAUUCUAUAUGUGAUAGAUAUACCAUGGAUCCUAAAAGUUGGUGGGUUGUACAUGGUUCAUAUGGUCCCUUGCUUCAAGAGUUAGCUUUGAAGUUGCUAGUCCAGCCUUCUUCCUCCUCAUGUUGUGAGAGGAACUGGAGUACUUAUUCUUUUAUUCACUCAUUGAGAAGGAACAAGAUGGCGCCACAACGGGCUGAAGAUUUGGUUUUCAUUCAUAGUAAUCUCCGUCUUCUGUCAAGGAGAACCCCACAGUACAAUGAAGGACGAACUAAGAUGUGGGAUAUUGCAGGAGAUGCAUUUGAUUCAUUUGGUGAUGUUGGGGUGCUUGAGGUUGCAAACCUCUCACUUGAUGAGCCAGAAUUAGAGGCGGUAUUAUUUACCGAUGAUGGAAGUGUUAAUGAUGAUGAGAUUCAUGAGACAAUUGAUGAUGAACAACAAUAGAUGAAUGCUGAUAUGUUCUUUUUUUUUUUGUUUUGGACUACCCUUUUGGUAUUGUAAAUGG
This is a messenger RNA of Cornus florida, 2239 nucleotides long. RefSeq lists its product as uncharacterized. The transcript is spliced from 2 exons. Bases 1 to 2178 code for a protein of 725 amino acids. The record is from RefSeq and is a predicted model, not a curated record. Gene Ontology annotation, molecular function: protein dimerization activity. NCBI's taxonomy places the organism in Eukaryota, Viridiplantae, Streptophyta, Magnoliopsida, Cornales, Cornaceae.